Molecule: messenger RNA, 861 nt
Organism: Penicillium vulpinum
Lineage: Eukaryota; Fungi; Ascomycota; Eurotiomycetes; Eurotiales; Aspergillaceae
Product: RlpA-like double-psi beta-barrel domain-containing protein
Exons: 1
Coding region: 1-861 (286 amino acids)
Source: RefSeq, a predicted model, not a curated record
AUGGCUCCUAUCAUCAAGACUCUCGCCCUUGCUGGCGCUUUCUUCGCUUUGACUGGCCACUCAGCUCCCAUUGCCAAACGCGCUGUCGUUUGGGAGACCGUCACCGAUAUCGUCUGGACCACCAUCGAUGUCACCACCACCAUCUACCCCCAGGCCACUCACGCCUUCCCUGAGGUCGCCAACGCUGUCAUUACCACUCCUGCCGCUGCUACGACUACUGAGGCUCCUAUCAAGGAGCAGGAGAAGGUUGUGCCCACCACUACCUCCACCUCGACUUCCUCCUCCACCACUACCGCUGCUCCUGUCACCACCGCUGCUCCUGUCACUACUGCUGCUCCUAUCACUACUGCUGCUCCUGUCACUACUGCUGUGGCCCCUGUCAAGGAACUGGAGAAUGUUGCGCGCACUACUACCUCCACCACCACCGCCGCUCCUCCUGUCGUGGAGACUGAAGCUCCCGCUCCCGCUCCCGCUCCCGUCGUUGACACCCAUACCGCCAAGACUGAGACCGAGACCACUGGCAGCAGCGGCCACACCGGCCCCUGCUCUGAGGGCUCCCCCUGCAACGGUGAAAUUACUUUCUACGACACUGCCACGACCAGUACCAACCCCAGCUCCUGUGGCACUACCAACGAUGGUACCGUCGAGAACGUUCUUGCCCUACCUCACGGAAUCAUGGUCGACAGCGACUGCGGCAAGACCGUCACUAUCACAUACAACGGCCAGACCGCCACUGGUAUUGUAGUUGACAAGUGCAUGGGUUGCGAUAACAACUCCGUCGAUCUGUCCCGUCACUUCUUCGGCGAGCUGGCUCCCUUCGACAAGGGCCGCGUCAGUGGCGCCAAGUGGUACAUCCAUUAA